AUGAGAUCCAUAUGGCCUGAAGUGUUUGUCUGCCCUUGGACAGGAAUGCAAAGAGACAGAUACGGAUUGGUUAGGCGAGUCGGUCACCCAUAUCAGAAUCGAACCCCGCCGAAACGUAAGAAGCCUAGAACAGCCUUUACUCGACAACAGGUCUUGGAGCUGGAGAAGCGGUUCACCCGGCAGAAGUACUUGGCGUCUGCGGAGCGGUCUGCUUUGGCCAAAACUCUCAGCAUGACUGACGCUCAGGUUAAGACAUGGUUCCAAAACAGGAGAACCAAGUGGAGGAGACAAACAGCGGAGGAAAGAGAUAUAGAGCGACAGGCUGCACACAAAUUUCUGCUGAGUCUACGGACCGACGAGCCUGCAAGACCAGUGGGCUACGGAGCUAUGUGUGGCAUUACACAAACAACUGCCCUCACACGGACUGACGACUCGUCCAUACCUGCUACGUGA
Messenger RNA from Candidula unifasciata, 453 nucleotides. The record is from the annotation of a GenBank genome assembly. NCBI's taxonomy places the organism in Eukaryota, Metazoa, Mollusca, Gastropoda, Stylommatophora, Geomitridae.